This is a messenger RNA of Capsicum annuum, 3846 nucleotides long. RefSeq lists its product as uncharacterized. Bases 1 to 855 code for a protein of 284 amino acids. The transcript has 3 exons. NCBI's taxonomy places the organism in Eukaryota, Viridiplantae, Streptophyta, Magnoliopsida, Solanales, Solanaceae. The record is from RefSeq and is a predicted model, not a curated record.
AUGGUCUACCAAUGUGACCGUCAACCCUUAACAGAACCUGACAUUCUGGAACCAUCAGGGACGAUCCACGCGAUAGACCGUCAGCCUGAGAUUCAGGCUAGAAUUGUGGAUCUAAACGUUUUAUACCAAUUCUCCUUUGAAGAUUCAAGAACAAAUCUUGUGAUCUUUUGCUCAUUAUUAUUUAUUCCACGCACCAGAAGUUCAGGAGAAUCGCUAUUACUUUUCAAUCCUGAACCGCAUCUAAUUGGUAGAGUGGAAGAACAACAAGAAGUUGAUAGACUAGCCACCUUGGCUAGAGCACAGGUUAAUCGGCAAAAUGAUGGUCAACCAGCUCGUGACCCUAAUCAUGAUGAGGAGUAUUUUGGGGAUGAUGAUCUGAUCAACCCAGCAAAUAGGAGGCGUGCGGAGAAUGUAGAGGUAGCUAUAAAUAGAAAUUGGGUAGCUAGAGGGAGAGCAAACUACCAACCUACUAUGCAAUUUGAUAGUGAUGACAAGGAGGAUGACUUGAACGAAGCUAGUGCUAUAGGAGCGAUUAUUCCACCUCCACUAGUACUUGGGGUGAAGUUCAACAUAACCAGCACCAUGAUACAACUGCUUAAUCUUAAGGGGUUUUUUGGAGGACUUCCGGGGGAUGAACCAAAUAUGCACUUGGUGAAUUUUAUCAAUAUUUGCAAAUCCUUUGAUAACCCUGGUGUUGGCCAAAAUGCAAUUUUUCUUCGGUUGUUCCCACUGUCUUUGUUUGGCAAGGCAACAAUAUGGUUGAAUAAGUUGGCCGUCAAUUUUAUAAAGAAAAUUGAAAAGAGCUUUCCUAGAAAGGUUCUUUCUGCUCUCCAGGAUGUUACAGUUGAGGGAUGAAGUCAACAACUUCAAAAAAUUACCAAAUGAGGCACUGCAUGAAACUUGGAUGCAAUUCAAGAAAAAGUUGACACAGUGCCCCAACCAUAAGAUGACUGACAAGCAUUUAAUGGAGACUUUUUAUAGAUCCUUGAACUCUAUAACCAAACCAACAGUUGACAAUACAAUAGGAGGAGCAUUCAUAGAGCUUACAUUCAAUGAGGCUGCAGACAUGUUGGAGCAGUUGACUAAGACAAGUAGAGCUUGGCACAUCAGGGAUUCUGUGGUAGCAAGCCCUACUAUGUUUAGUGAUAUAUCAAUGGAUCAACUUCGGAAAGAGGAGGAACGUGAGUAAGAUAUGGCACACAUGAAAACACAGAUGGAUCUACUUACUAAACACUUAUUAUUCGAGAAGACUGAGAAGGUAAAAGCUGUUAGGUCGUAAGGCAGAGCUGAUUCUGAUUUUGAAGAGGAGGCGAACUAUCUAAAUAAUCAAAGAGGUUUCUGAGUCAAUAACUAAGAGAAUUAAGGUCAGAACUAUUAUGACAAGGCUGGUUACAAAGAUAGGGACCAAGGGAGUUGGAAGAACAAAAAUGAUAGGAAUAGACUGUAUAUACCUCCUGGAAAUUGGACUAAUGCAGCUACCAAUUCAGGCAAGAUGUCAAUGGAGGACAUGAUGGAGAAACUAUUAAAGGGAGUUGAGGCUACCGAUGCUGGGGUGACGACAAUGAAGAGUGACUUAUCUUUCAUGAGCCAGCUAGUAAAUUCACACUCAACUUUUAUUAAGUAGUUAGAGCAGCAGAUGAGCCAACUCUCGGUAGCAUUUAAUCAAAGGAAGAGCGGUACCUUGCCUAGCGAUACAAUGCAGAAUCCUUAGAACGAUCGCUCUUGCAUGGCAGUUACCAUUUGGAGUGAUAAAGUAUUACGUGGACCUACUGUGGGCAAGGCUAUGAUUGACAAUGUGAUCGAAGAAGAGGUAGAAGCUGAUGAAACCCAUCCAGUAGAGUCUAAGAAGCUAGAUAGUAAUGUGAGUACAUCUAACCAUCAACAUGUUGAUGAGUUAGAGGAAGAAAAAAAGAAGAAGGAGGAAGUGGUUACUACUCUUCCAAAACCACCGUCGCCCUUUCCUCAUAGAUUGAAGAAAAAAGCCGAUGAUACAAGAUUUAUACAAUUCAUGGCGAUGUUGAAGCAGCUAAUGGUAAAUAUGCCUUUAGUUGAGGCAUUAGAGAAGAUGCCUGGGUAUGCUAAGUUUAUAAAAGACCUGGUAACGAAGAAGAGAAUAGUGAGCUACGAACUGGUGGAUAAUCUUUACCAUUGUGGUGCUAUUUUAACAAGGUCUAUGGUGCAAAAGAAAGUAGACCCAGGAGCAUUUACUAUUCCUUUCACUAUCGCGUCUCUUGAUUUUGUUAAAGCUUUAUGUGAAGUGGGAGAAAGUAUUAAUCUGGUGCUACUUGCUGUUAAUAAGAAGUUGGGGUUGGGGGAUCCUACACCCACAAACAUGCGACUAGUGAUGGCGGACAUGUCGGUAAAGCGGCCAGUGGUAUUAUAUGAUGUGCUAGUGAAGGUUGCCAGCUUUAUAUUCCCUGUGGAUUUUUUUAUUGUGGAUUUUGAGGUGCCCAUAAUCUUGGGUCGACCUUUUCUUGCAACUGGAAGCAUACUUAUUGAUUUGUGAGAUAAUAAGCUCUUGUUCAGGCUUAAUGCUGAAGUAGUUUGGUUUGAUGUAUGUCAAUCUAUGAAGCAGCACAAGGAAAUGAGUGUGUUCUCUAUUGUGGAUUUUUAUUAUGAGGAUGAGCAAGAAGUGCCGAUAAAGGAAAAAUUUAUUAUCGAGCCUUUGGCUGCAGUCUUGAUGAAUUUUGAUUGCGAAGGCAUUGAAGAGUAUGAGGAGACUGUGUGUGCCUUGAAUGGAAUGGGAUAGUAUACUUAUGCUCCUAAGAAGCUAGAUCUAGAUCUUAAAAAUUGCCCAACACCACUGGCUAAGCCAUCUAUUGAAGAGCCACUGGUGUUGGAGUUGAAGGAAUUGUCAGGCUAUCUAUGGUAUGUGUUUUUAGGCAGUGGAAGUACUUUACCUAUGAUUAUUGCAGAAGAUCUGGGUGAGCAUCAAGUGGAGGCACUUAUCUCAGUACUCCGGAGGUACAAAAGGGUGAUAGGCUGGACUAUAACGGAUAUUAUUGGCAUUCCUCCGGGUAUAUGCACUCACAAAACUCAGUUUGAGAAAGACUACACUCCUACCAUUGAGCACCAACACCGUCUUAAUCCACAUAUGCAAGAGGUGGUUAAGAAGGAGAUCAUAAAAUGGCUUGACACAAGAGUUGUAUAACCUAUUUCCUAUAGUAAGUGGGUAAGCCUGUCCAAUGUGUGCCCAAGUAAAGGGGCAUGACUAUUAUAGCGAACGAAAAAAAUUUGUUGAUUUUGCUCAGACCUGUGACAUGGUGGAGAGUUUGUAUGGACUAUCGUAAGCUCAACUCAUGGACUUUGAAGGACCACUUCCCAAUGCCUUUCAUGGAUCAGAUGCUUGAUCGGUUGGCGAGAAGAGGUUGGUAUUAUUUCCUGGAUGGGUAUUCAGGGUAUAACCAAAUUUCUAUAGCCCCAGAAGAUCAGGAGAAUACAACAUUUACUUGCCCGUAUGGUACUUUUGCUUUUAAACGGAUGCCAUUUGGUUUGUGUAAUGCACUCGCUGCCUUUCAACGAUGAAUUAUGUCUAUCUUUUCCGAUAUGGUUGAAGACACCUUGGAGGUGUUUAUGGAUGACUUCUCAGUGGUAGGUGAUUCUUUUGAGCUUUGUUUGGUGAAUCUGAGAAGAGCUUUGCAACGGUGAGAGGAAUUUAAUCUUGUGCUUAAUUGGGAGAAAUGUCACUUCAUGGUGAAGGAGGGCAUUUUCCUUGGUUACAAAAUUUCAGCCAAGGGGAUUGAGGUCAACCGGGCUAAGGUCGAGGUUAUUGAGAAGCUACCACCUCCCAUUUCAGUAAAGGGAUUGCGUAGUUUCCUUGGUGAUGUGGGUUUCUAUUGGCGAUUU